AUGCAUGCUCAAGUGGGUGAUCUUUGCUUCACCUCGGAUGGUAUUGCCCGUCAGGGUGUACUUCUCAGGCAUCUUGUCAUGCCGGGCCAUGAAGAGGAAGGCAAGCACAUCAUGCGCUGGCUGGCAGAGAACGUGAGCAAGCAUCUUUACGUGCAUGUCAUGGAGCAGUAUCACCCAAGGGCCCAUGUGGGUAAGCCCAGAAGGACAAGUGGGCGCGCUCAAGAUCUCGCAUCGCAGACUGUCAAACCCGGCAGCCUCCCCGCCGGUAGCGAGGCCAAGACGGAGGUCAGAUAUGAGGAUAUUAACAGAGUUGUCAGUCUGGAAGAAGUGGAAACUGUCAAAAAAGUUGCAACCCGAUGCGGCUUACGCGUUUUGGAGGCGGACGAGGCGUCUGAGAAUUCUGCGUGGCGGCUUUGA
Molecule: messenger RNA, 417 nt
Organism: Ramularia collo-cygni
Lineage: Eukaryota; Fungi; Ascomycota; Dothideomycetes; Mycosphaerellales; Mycosphaerellaceae
Exons: 1
Coding region: 1-417 (138 amino acids)
Source: RefSeq, a predicted model, not a curated record